Messenger RNA from Penicillium verhagenii, 2295 nucleotides. RefSeq names its product OPT family oligopeptide transporter. The record is from RefSeq and is a predicted model, not a curated record. NCBI's taxonomy places the organism in Eukaryota, Fungi, Ascomycota, Eurotiomycetes, Eurotiales, Aspergillaceae. The transcript is spliced from 3 exons. Gene Ontology annotation, biological process: transmembrane transport. Gene Ontology annotation, molecular function: oligopeptide transmembrane transporter activity. The coding region runs from base 1 to 2295 and encodes 764 amino acids.
AUGGGUGAAAUUGACGGCUCCAACAACCAGGGGGUUGUCGAAGUUGUAGUUGAUGAUAAGAAAGGAAACGUCACAGAGAAAGUGGUGGAAUCUGAUGAGAACAUCGCUGAUAGCCUGACCAAAGAAAAGGAUGCUCAGGAUGCACUUGCCGAUGGUGAUGAAGAGUAUGUCAACGGGCAUCCAGUUAUUCGAAAUGGACUUGACGUUUCCAAGUUCCUCAUUUCAACCAGAGAUGAUGGCGAUCCAUCGUUGACCUUCCGUUCCAUUGCCUUGGGCACCAUGUUUACGGCAUUGUCCAGCGUGAUCACCAUGCUUUACGUUUUCAAACCAGUCCAAGUUCAAGUCUCGGCUACUUUUUUGCAGUUGCUUGUCUUUGUAUUCGGAGAAGCAUGGGCGCGUUUAACACCAAGUGCCGACAGGUUCAAGACACCUUGGCUACGGACCACACUCAAGUUUCUCAACUCUGGACAACCGUUCCAACUUAAAGAGCAUGUUAUCGCGUCUCUCAUCGCUUCUUCUGGUAACAACGGUCUGGCUGGUGUGGAGGUGUACGCCAUCGAGCGACUUUUCUACGAUACGAGUAUCUCCGCUUCGACUGCUGUUCUCGCCACCUUUUCGAUCUCCCUCUGCGGUUUUGUCUUGGCCGGUGCAUUGAGGUCGCUGAUUGUCUAUCCUGCUGAGAUGGUAUAUUGGUCCACCUUGCCGCAAGUCGUUCUCUUCCAAAACCUUCAUUUCGAUCGUAAACUCAAUAAAGAACGACUCAAGAAGUUUGGUUGGGCACUCGGUUUGUCUGCAGUUUGGGAAUUCUUCCCUUCCUAUAUUGUGCCAUGGGCCGGAGGUGUUUCCGUCUUCUGUCUUGCAUCAAUGAAAGCUCCAACAAAAACCCGGACGAUCUUUGCAACCAUCUUCGGAGGUGCCUCUUCGAACGAGGGAUUGGGACUUUUCAACUUUGGUUUGGAUUGGCAAUACAUCCAGAGCACUUACUUGUCGCUUCCUUUCAAACAACAAAUCAACUCGUGGAUUGGCUAUUUGAUUUGGUACCCUGCCAUGCUCGGUCUCUACUACAGCAAUAUCUGGAACGCCAAAGACUUCCCUUUCAUGUCAACAUCACUAUUCUCAAGCAACGGAACUACAUUCUCGACAACUUCGAUCCUGAAUAGCCAGGGAAUUAUUGAUGACGCCAAAUUGGCGGAGACAGGAUUGCCGUUCUUGACUUCCAGCACCGUCUGGGGAUACUUCGUACAGAACCUUGCCAUCGGAGCACUGAUCUCACACGUCCUGAUUUUCUACAGCAAGGACAUGGUCCUUGCGUGGAAGCAAGCGCGGACCAGAAGCCAGCCUGAUCCUCACUACCAGGGAAUGUUGAAGUAUAAGGAAGUGCCACAAUGGUGGUAUAUCGCGCUCUUCGCCCUAGCCUUUGUCGCCGGAAUUAUUGUCACAGCUAAGGGCCAAACAACUCUUCCAGUCUGGGGAUACAUCAUUUCCCUCCUUGUGGGUGCGUUCAUGGCUCCUUUCUCUUGCAUCCUCUACGGUCUGUAUGGAACCGGUGUUGGAACUGGCCAGUUAUCCAAGAUGGUUGCUGGUGCCGUCCACCCUGGCCGACCACUUGCCAACUUGUACUUCGCAAGUUGGUCUCACCAGGUCAUCUUGCUCGCCGUCAAUCUAGCAAACUGGCUCAAAGUAGGCCAGUACACAAAGGUCCCCCACCGCGUGAUGUUCGGCACUCAGAUUUACGGAACUCUCCUCGGUGCAGGUCUGAACUACGCCGUGAUGACCACAAUUGUCGAUAGUCAAAGAGAAGUUCUCCUCAGCGCCGAGGGUAACAGUAUUUGGAGUGGCUCGACCCUUCAAAGCAUGAACUCGCAGGCUAUUACUUGGGCCAUGGCAAAGAGUAUGUACAGCUUGAACGGCAAUUACUGGAUCGUGCCUAUGGGCCUCGUCAUCGGACUUGUGCUUCCAGUGAUCCACUGGGGCCUGAUCAAAGUCUUCCCCCGUAUUCGCGAUUGGCCGAUCAAUACCCCCAUGAUUGCUGUCUAUACCGGAGUGAACUACUACGGUAACACCUCAUGGGUUUGGUCUUCUAUUGCAGUCGGUGUGUUUUCUCAAUUCUACCUUCGACGCAGACUGCCGCAUAUCUACAACAAGUACAACUAUCUUAUCGGAGCCGCGAUGGACGGAGGAUCUCAGAUUGUCAUCUUCGUUCUCUCGUUUGCUGUCUUUGGUGCGAGUGGAGCAUCGCACCCCUUCCCGACUUGGUGGGGAAACCCUUCCACCAAUGCAGAUUAUUGCUCGUAA